AUGCCGUACACACUACCAAACAUCGACAAGAAAACAUGCACACCAGUCUACGUGGUCAUGCACUACAGCGAAUACAUCGACACCCCUUCGCCUAUGAGUGCGGACGGGUAUAACAUCGCGCGCUCAGUCUACGUAACCCCAACCCUCGCCAACGCACUCACGGAAGCAGGAAAAUUCUUCGCCUACCGCAUGCCCACGAUGAGGCUGGUGGCCGAGGUCAAAUCCCACGCUUCGUUGCGCGAUUGGCAGGAGACGUUGGUUGGGGAUAAUGUCUGGGAGCUGGUUCUGCGGGAAGAGCCUACAGAGCCUACAAGUCCGACCAUGCCAGCUACGCACGUCCAGAUGGAGGAUUUGGUGGUAAAGGAGAUGCCGGUGGUGGGGAGGGAGUUGGUCUAG
Messenger RNA from Saxophila tyrrhenica, 396 nucleotides. RefSeq lists its product as uncharacterized. The transcript is spliced from 2 exons. Bases 1 to 396 code for a protein of 131 amino acids. NCBI's taxonomy places the organism in Eukaryota, Fungi, Ascomycota, Dothideomycetes, Mycosphaerellales, Extremaceae. The record is from RefSeq and is a predicted model, not a curated record.